CACACAGAUAUCAGAUUCAUUCCGCUUAUUAUGGACCAAAGUUUUGGGUAGUGGGCGACGAAGAAUUAAUUAAUGGACUCCCAUGGCGCAGAGGCAACAUUGGAGACCCAAAGUCAGCCGCCGCCCAGAGGCACCACCUUACUCAGAACUUGCUUCAAUGGAAUCAAUGCCCUUUCAGGAGUUGGGAUACUUUCAAUUCCGUAUGCACUUUCUCAAGGAGGAUGGUUGAGUCUAAUACUCCUCUUCUUAGUAGCAAUCCUGUGCUACUACACUGGGCUGCUUCUUUGCCGAUGUAUGGAUGCAGAUACACACAUCCAAACUUACCCGGACAUUGGAGGGCUGGCCUAUGGAGCCAAAGGAAGAACUCUGGUAUCCACGUUCAUGUACCUUGAGCUCUUCUUGGUCGCGGUCGAGUUCCUGAUUCUGGAAGGGGAUAAUCUAAACAAGCUGUUUCCAGACACUGGUUUUCACAUUGGUGGCCACAAGGUUGGAGGAAAGCAGGGGUUUGUCCUGCUCACUGCCCUUGCCAUAUUGCCGACGGUGUGGCUGAAGAGCUUGGCCCUGCUGGCUUACCUCUCUGCUGGAGGGGUGCUGGCCUCUCUGGUUCUGGUUGGCUCUGUUGCCUGGGUUGGUGCUGCUGAAGGUGUGGGAUUUCAUGAGAAAGGUGUCAUCUGGAAAUGGACUGGGCUGCCUACUGCCAUAAGCCUGUACACCUUUUGCUACAGUGGCCAUGCUGUUUUUCCUACUCUCUGCAACUCCAUGAAGGAAAGAAGCCAGUUCUCCCAGGUUUUGUACGUUUGCUUCAUACUAAGCACCAUCAACUAUGGAUCAAUGGCAGUUUUGGGGUACCUAAUGUAUGGACAAAAUUUGAUGUCUCAAGUGACACUAAACCUACCUGUUGACAAUCUUAGCUCAAAAAUAGCAAUAUAUACCACCUUGAUCAACCCCAUAACAAAGUAUGCUAUAAUGGUUUCUCCCAUUGCCACAGCCAUUGAAGAGACAUUUCCUCUCCAAAACAGCAGAUUGAUCAGCUUGCUCAUCAGAACAGCCUUGGUGAUCAGCACUGUUGUGGUGGCACUAACAGUCCCAUUUUUCGGCUAUGUCAUGGAAUUUAUAGGCUCAUUUUUGAGUGUCAGUGUCUCUUUCUUGUUCCCAUGCCUCUGUUACCUGAAGAUUUAUAAAUCUUAUCGAAGUUUUGGGGCUGAGUUGAUGCUUAUUGGAGCAAUCAUUGUGAUGGGAGCUUCUGUGGCUGUAAUAGGUACAUACACUUCAGUGAAGCAAAUUGUUGAACACCUGCAUAGAGUUUGAAUCAAAGGAUGGAGCCAGGAUUUUUCUGUGGAUAAUAAUAAAGUUGUGUAGAAGAUCAUUAGAAAUCAAAAUUACCAUGUAACAAGAAGGAAAAUUUCCUUGGCAACUAUAUGAACAGUUACUUGUGACAUUUUUGCCACACUUAUGUAUUGAUAUGCUAUAUAGUUUAUAUCAUAUUAAUAAAUAAAUA
This is a messenger RNA of Diospyros lotus (date-plum), 1498 nucleotides long. RefSeq names its product amino acid transporter AVT1I-like. Bases 73 to 1308 code for a protein of 411 amino acids. Lineage: Eukaryota; Viridiplantae; Streptophyta; Magnoliopsida; Ericales; Ebenaceae. Gene Ontology annotation, cellular component: plasma membrane. The transcript is spliced from 3 exons. The record is from RefSeq and is a predicted model, not a curated record.